AUGGAGGACCGGAGGAAGAAGCGGAGCCCCAAGGCCUGCCUGGCCCAGCCGACGCCUGCCGGGGCCCCACGGCCGCUGCCCCCCAGCAAGAGCACGUCCUUCGUGCUGCCGCUGCCCACCCUGCCCUCGCCCAGGCAGCGUGCCCGGCUCAGGCGGUCAGACGAGCAAGGAGCAGGUGCGGGGCGGGCGGCGCGGGGGGCGGCGCGGGGGGCCCCGCUGCAGCACAGCUUCCUCACCGACGUCUCCGACGUCUGCGAGAUGGAGGGGGGGCUGCUCAGCCUCCUCAGCGAUUUCCACUCGGGAAAGCUGCAGGCCUUCGGGAAGGAGUGCUCCUUCGAGCAGCUGGAGCAUGUGCGGGAGAUGCAGGAGAAGCUGGCGCGGCUCCACUUCGGCCUCGACGUCUGCGUGGAGGAGCUCCCCGAGGAGCAGAAGAAGGCGGCGGCCGACAGGAACCUGGACCAGCUGCUGGCACACCUGGAGGAGCUCAGCGGCUCCAUACAGAAGCUGCACCUGGCAGACAGCCCCGACCCCGAGGACUCGGCGGCUUGACCCUACGCCCGGCUCGGCUAGAGGGGACGGUCGCCACCGGGACACCCCACGGGAGCCCCACACCGGGGCCACCCCCCCCCCCGUGGAAGGGCCGAUGGAGGCGACACCGGUCACGCAACGCGGGGACAGCGGGGCCGGUCGGGCC
This is a messenger RNA of Harpia harpyja (harpy eagle), 694 nucleotides long. It is a transcript of the gene CCDC28B, whose product is annotated as coiled-coil domain containing 28B. The transcript has 5 exons. The coding region runs from base 1 to 549 and encodes 182 amino acids. NCBI's taxonomy places the organism in Eukaryota, Metazoa, Chordata, Aves, Accipitriformes, Accipitridae. The record is from RefSeq and is a predicted model, not a curated record.